Messenger RNA from Trematomus bernacchii (emerald rockcod), 2038 nucleotides. RefSeq names its product tropomyosin alpha-1 chain-like. The coding region runs from base 1 to 846 and encodes 281 amino acids. Gene Ontology annotation, cellular component: actin filament. NCBI's taxonomy places the organism in Eukaryota, Metazoa, Chordata, Actinopteri, Perciformes, Nototheniidae. Gene Ontology annotation, molecular function: actin filament binding. The transcript is spliced from 9 exons. Gene Ontology annotation, biological process: cardiac muscle contraction; actin filament organization. The record is from RefSeq and is a predicted model, not a curated record.
AUGGAUGCCAUCAAGAAGAAGAUGCAGAUGCUCAAGCUCGACAAGGAGAACGCCUUGGACAGAGCUGAACAGGCCGAGUCAGACAAGAAAGCAGCCGAGGACAAGAGCAAACAGCUUGAGGAUGACCUGUUAGCACUGCAGAAGAAGCUGAAGUCAACUGAGGAUGAGUUGGACAAGUACUCUGAGGCCCUGAAGGACGCCCAGGAGAAACUUGAGCUCGCUGAGAAGAAAGCCACAGAUGCUGAGGCAGAUGUAGCUUCCCUGAACAGACGUAUCCAGCUGGUUGAGGAGGAGUUGGACCGGGCUCAGGAGCGUCUGUCCACGGCGCUGACCAAGCUGGAGGAGGCUGAGAAGGCUGCUGAUGAGAGCGAGAGAGGCAUGAAGGUCAUUGAGAACAGGGCCAUGAAGGACGAGGAGAAGAUGGAGUUGCAGGAGAUCCAGCUGAAGGAGGCCAAACACAUUGCAGAAGAAGCUGACCGCAAAUACGAAGAGGUGGCACGUAAGCUUGUGAUCAUUGAGAGUGACUUGGAACGUACAGAAGAGCGCGCUGAGAUGUCUGAAGGAAAAUGCUCUGAGCUCGACGAGGAGCUGAGAACCGUACAGAACAACCUGAAGUCUCUGGAGGCCCAGGCAGAAAAGUACUCGCAGAAGGAGGACAAGUACGAGGAGGAGAUCAAGAUUCUCACAGACAAGUUGAAGGAGGCUGAGACUCGUGCUGAGUUCGCUGAGAGAUCAGUCGCCAAGCUUGAGAAGAGCAUUGAUGACCUGGAGGACCAUCUAUACAAGCAGAUUGAGAAAAACCGCCUUCUGACCAAUGAACUGAGAGUAGCCUUAAACGAGGAUUAAACAGGAAUGGGCUUUCCUAUGCUUCCAUUCUUCUGAAACUCAAACGUCCAGGCAUAUUGUCUAAUGCUGUGAUAUAACAACGGUUGUAGACAGCCGUGUCUACGACGCAAAGCUUAAACCAAGUAAUGCUUUUAACAAAAGGGAAACAAUGUAUGAUUUUCACAUUAUGCAUGCUAAAGCUGCGGUUUCUGAUUUAGAGAUCGGACAACCUCAGACUGUGAUGUUGCAGAAUGUACUUGAUAUAUUUACUCAGUUACUAACAGGGCUGUAGCACCUGCAUGGGGUGCUGUUGCUCACGGGGUGAAGGCCAGUGGGGGACGAUUGGGAAAGGCUCCUAAAAUGCUGCAGGUGGUCAAAUAUUCCUUGUAAGACCCUUUUUUAUCUGUAGCAUUUGAGUCGGGACCCAUGUCAGUGUUUUGACCACGUAUUGCUAAUUUUGCAUUAGCAAUACAGUUGCUUUUCUUGACAGGCUGUCUCUGAUCUAACUACUUUUAUGAGUUGAAACACUCUUGAAUUCACUCGAGUCUUAAUUGUAACAAAGAAGGGAGUAUACUUUGGUGUGAAGGAUGAAUUGGUUAAUAUAAGCAGACUAGUUGUCUAUGAAGACAUGUGCGGAAACAUGUGCCUUGUGAUUAAAUGACUGCUUUCUGAAAUGGGUCACUAACUGCAGUAUAUGUCAAAAAUCAAAGGUUGGGGAGCAAUGCAAUUUAACAGUAAAACCUUUAAAGCUUUAGACAGACUGAAAGCUGUCAUACGGAAAUAUAAAGAGGCAAAAAAUGAAUUUAGGGUACUUGUGGAGGAAGAUAAUGGGACAUAAAAGGAAGGGGUUUGAAUGGAAGUCUCUAAUGUGGGGUGAAAUGGAUACUGUUUUUAUAGACCUGGAUCUGAUGUACAGGGUCUAAGGGUCUUGAUAAGCAUUUAAAACACAAAGAAAUGUCCAUUAUUUUCUCCUAAAAUCCGCUCAUGCAGUCUUGACUACAGCCCUGUCUAUAGCUAGUAAGAUAUGUACAGUGAGUUGACUCACGUUUCGAGGAUAUGUAUGUACUUAUUGAAUGCUAACUAAUUGUAAUUUUUUACAUUCAAGUUUUUUCAUAAUCGGCACAUAUCUAACACGGUUUGUUAACCCGGCUUUGUCUGUUUUUACCCCAUCUUUAUUCUGUUUGUUUUUUAUGAUUUCUAACCAAGCAAUGCU